Molecule: messenger RNA, 934 nt
Organism: Cydia fagiglandana
Lineage: Eukaryota; Metazoa; Arthropoda; Insecta; Lepidoptera; Tortricidae
Product: S-adenosylmethionine mitochondrial carrier protein homolog
Exons: 7
Coding region: 80-934 (284 amino acids)
Cellular component (GO): mitochondrial inner membrane
Molecular function (GO): S-adenosyl-L-methionine transmembrane transporter activity
Source: RefSeq, a predicted model, not a curated record
AAAACUUCAAAAGAGAUAAGUAGUGAGGUUAGGAUUUCGGUCGUAUUUACUUCAGUGGCGUCAAACAAAAUCUUUAUAAAUGGAAUCCUUGGAGAAACCUGAAUUUGUGGAAUCUACAUAUUUAGCGCCAUUAAUUGCGGGCGCGUUAGCGGGGAUCUCGGUAGACGUGGCCCUGUAUCCCCUGGACACGCUAAAAACACGGCUGCAGAGUGAACAGGGCUUUCACAAGGCUGGGGGAUUCAGAGGGGUGUACAAAGGGCUUCUAACAGUGGCAACAACUUCAAUGCCAACAACAGCGCUUUUCUUCAUGUCAUAUGAGGCUACGAAGAAGCUUGGCGAGCCCCUGGUGGCCGCAAAGUAUGCUCCGCUGGUCCACAGCGCUGCGGCUUGUGUUGCCGAAGUGUUAGCGUGUGUAAUCCGAGUGCCGACCGAGGUUGCCAAACAGCGCAAGCAGACAUACGUCGGUAUAGAGAAAAAGAGCAGCAUUCGAAUAUUAGUCAAGGCUUACCAAACAGAGGGCCUCCGGCGAGGAGUGUACCGCGGGUUCUUCUCGACGGUCGCUCGGGACCUGCCCUUCAGCUUCCUAGAGCUGCCCUUAUGGGAGUUCCUCAAGACGCAGGUGCGACAACAUAACGGCGGGGAUAUUACGAGUUUUCAAAGUGCAGUGUGCGGGUCCGUAGCGGGCGGGCUAGCAGCCGCGGCCACUACGCCACUCGACCUGGCCAAGACGCGCAUCAUGCUUGCUGAGGACUAUGCGCACACGCGGAAACUGCGCAUCAAGCCGGUACUGCGGAGUAUAUACUCGGAGGCAGGCGUUAGAGGCCUAUUCGCCGGCGUGACGCCGCGGCUCACCGCCUUCAUGGCGGGCGGGUUCGUGUUCUUCGGCGUCUACGACUACAGCAAGCUGAUCGUCAACAACUACAUCGGCAGUUAA